Carya illinoinensis is the source of this 3351-nucleotide messenger RNA. RefSeq lists its product as uncharacterized. Gene Ontology annotation, biological process: DNA integration. The record is from RefSeq and is a predicted model, not a curated record. The annotation marks the transcript as partial. Lineage: Eukaryota; Viridiplantae; Streptophyta; Magnoliopsida; Fagales; Juglandaceae. Gene Ontology annotation, molecular function: nucleic acid binding; zinc ion binding. The transcript is spliced from 6 exons.
AGCAUCAAAAUGACAAUACCAUCUUUCCAAGGUAGAACUGACCCAGAGGUUUAUCUAGAGUGGGAGAAAAAAAUAGAUUUGGUAUUUGAUUGUCAUAAUUACUCUGAGGAGAAGAAAGUAAAGUUGGCAGUAAUUGAAUUCACUGAUUAUGCUAUUAUUUGGUGGGAUCAAUUAGUGACCACUAGGAGAAGGAAUCAUGAGAGGCCUAUAGAGACAUGGGGAGAGUUGAAAGCUCUCAUGAGGCGGAGAUUUGUACCUAGUCACUACUAUAGGGACCUUUAUCAAAAGCUCCAAAAUCUUACACAGGGGUCUAGGAGUGUGGAGGAUUACCAUAAGGAGAUGGAGGUGGCUAUGAUUCGGGCUAAUGUAGAGGAGGACCGGGAGGCCACCAUGGCUAGAUUUUUGAGUGGUUUGAAUAGAGAUAUAGCCAAUGUAGUUGAAUUGCAACAUUAUGUGGAGAUAGAGGACAUGGUGCACAUGGCUAUGAAGGUGGAGAGGCAAUUAAAGAGAAAAGGGACAGCAAGGUACACUUCGGUUCCUAGCACUACUUGGAAAUCAAAGUGGGAUAGGAAUGAUUCUACUGAAGCAAAGAGAAAGAUCGAACCACCUAAGGGCAAAGUUGAGGGACCUAGCAGCAAAGCCAAGGUAGAAUCUCAACCUUCAAGGAAUAGAGAUAUUAAAUGUUUUAAGUGUUUGGGUUCAGGGCACAUUGCUUCUCAAUGUCCAAAUAGGCGAGUGAUGAUUAUGCGUGACAAUGGGGAGGUGAUGACUGAGAGUGAGGAUGAUCGUGAUGGAGUGCCCGAGUUAGUUGAUGCUAGUGAUGACGAAGGAGUGAUAUAUGCUGUGAGUGAGUCUCUUGUUGCUAGGCGUGCUCUCAACACACACAUAAAGGUGGAUGAUGCCGAGCAACAGAGAGAGAACAUUUUCCAUACUAGAUGUCACGUCAACAGCAAAGUAUGUAGUAUGAUUAUUGAUGGAGGGAGUUGUACUAAUGUGGCUAGCACUACUUUGGUUGAGAAAUUGAAUUUACCAACCUUAAAACACUCUAGACCAUACAAAUUGCAGUGGUUGAAUGAUUGUGGGGAAGUUAGGGUGGAUAGACAAGUGUUAGUUCCUUUUUCAAUUGGAAGGUAUCAGGAUGAGGUGCUUUGUGAUGUUGUGCCUAUGCAUGCUGGCCAUAUUUUGUUGGGGAGGCCGUGGCAAUAUGAUAGGAGGGAGUUUGAUGAUGUAUUCCCAGAGGAGAUGCCUAAUGAGUUGCCACCCAUUAGAGGCAUUGAGCAUCAGAUUGAUUUUGUACCUGGAGCUGCUAUUCCAAACCGACCAGCCUAUAGGAGUAAUCCAGAGGAGACAAAGGAACUUCAGAGGCAAGUUGAGGACUUGAUGAGCAAGGGGUACGUGAGGGAGAGCAUGAGCCCAUGUGCAGUACCAGUGCUAUUAGUGCCAAAGAAGGAUGGGACGUGGAGAAUAGUUGUUUUUCUUGGAUAUGUUGUUAGUACAAAGGGUAUUGAGGUGGAUGAAGAGAAAGUCAAGGCCAUCAAGGAGUGGCCAACGCCAAAGAGUAUCACUGAGGUAAGAAGCUUUCAUGGUUUAGCUAGCUUUUAUCGGCGUUUUGUUAAAGAUUUUAGCACCAUUGCUGCACCACUCACUGAAGUCAUUAAAAAGAAUGUUGGGUUUCAUUGGGGGGCUACUCAAGAGAAUGCUUUUGCCACCAUUAAAGAAAGGUUGUGCUCUGCACCUGUGCUAGCAUUACCUGAUUUUAACAAAGCUUUUGAGAUUGAAUGUGAUGCCUCAGGUAUAGGGAUUGGAGCUGUUUUGAUGCAGGAUAGGCGGCCCAUAGCUUUCUUCAGUGAAAAGUUAAGUGGGGCCUCACUCAAGUACCCUACUUAUGACAAAGAGCUUUAUGCUCUUAUUCGUGCAUUGGAGACUUGGCAGCACUACCUAUGGCCUAGGGAAUUUGUGAUCCACACCGAUCAUGAAUCAUUAAAGCAUCUCAAGGGUCAAGGUAAGUUGAAUAAAAGGCAUGCUCGUUGGAUGGAAUACAUUGAGACAUUUCCAUAUGUCAUCUGUUACAAGCAAGGUAAGGAGAACAUUGUUGCUGAUGCUUUAUCUCGAAGGUAUCAUGAGGGUUACUUGUUUAAAGAAAACAAACUUUGUGUGCCAGGUUGUUCCAUGCGUGAAUUACUAGUGCGUGAGGCACAUGGUGGUGGAUUAAUGGGACACUUUGGUGUCAAGAAGACUUUGGAUAUUUUGCAUGAACAUUUCUUUUGGCCUAAGAUGAAGAGAGAUGUCACUCGCAUUUGUGGCAGGUGCAUUACAUGUAGGAAGGCCAAAUCUAAAGUGUUGCCACAUGGGUUGUAUACACCCUUACCCGUUCCUAGUGAACCAUGGGUCGACAUAUCUAUGGACUUUGUUUUGGGGCUACCUAGGACCAAAAGGGGUAGAGAUUCUAUUUUUGUGGUUGUGGAUAGAUUUAGUAAAAUGGCACAUUUCAUUCCAUGCCAUAAAACAGAUGAUGCCACAAACAUAGCUGACUUGUUUUUCAGGGAGAUAGUGCGACUCCAUGGUGUUCCCAGGAGUAUUGUUUCUGAUAGGGAUGUUAAAUUCCUUAGCUACUUUUGGAAGGUGUUGUGGGGGAAAUUGGGUACCAAGCUCUUAUUUUCCACUACUUGUCAUCCGCAGACUGAUGGUCAAACUGAAGUAGUUAAUAGGACCUUAACUCAGCUUUUACGCACUGUUGUUCAUAAGAAUUUAAAAACUUGGGAGGAUUGUUUGCCAUUCAUAGAGUUUGCAUAUAAUAGGACCAUGCAUACUACUACUUCAUAUUCUCCUUUUGCAAUUGUUUAUGGAUUCAAUCCGCUUACCCCUUUAGAUUUGAUGCCUUUACCGGUUGAUGGCAGGAAUUGGGUUUGGGUUCACAUGCGCAAAGAAAGAUUCCCAGCUCAUCGGAGGACUAAGUUGCAUCCUCGAGGAGAUGGACCUUUCCAAAUCCUUGAGAAAAUUAAUGACAAUGCCUAUAAAGUGGAUCUCCCAGGUGAGUAUAAUGUGUCUGCUACUUUCAAUGUUUCUGAUCUUUCUCCUUUUGACGUAGGUGAAGAUUCGAGGUCGAAUCCUUUUGAGGAGAGGGGGAAUGAUGGGAACCAAGGCAGGCCUACUCUUAAAGAUCCUUUGCAAGUUCCAGAUGGGCCAAUUACAAGAUCGAGAGCCAAGAAGAUCAAGGAAGCAAUGCAAGGAUUACUUUGCAGCAAGAACUCUCUUGUACCUGCGAGGGUGGAAGAAAGGGUGGCAAAGGGUGUUUUCUUCAAGGAACGGGAAAGCAGGAAGCUUUGGAAGUUAGAGAAAGCAGGAGCUUGA